AUGAAGACAGGACAGUUUGAAAUGGUUACCAUGUUGCUGGCAGUUGUGAUCCUAAUGGACGUCUUCCAGGUGAAGUCUGAAAUAUUAGACAUGGCAGAUAAUGCAUUUGAUGAUGAAUACCUGAAAUGCACUGACAGGAUGGAGAUCAAAUAUGUUCCCCAGCUGCUAAAGGAGGAAAAAGAAAGCCAUCAGCUCUUGGCAACUGUGUGGGAAAAUGCAAAAGCUAAAUGGGAAGCUCAGAAAACUCAGCUCUUUCUCCCUAUGAGUUUUAAGGAUAAUCAUGGCAUAGCCCUGAUGGCAUAUAUUUCUCAAGCUCGAGAGAAAACUCCCUUUUACCACAUGUUCAAUGAAGCUGUGAAGAUGGCUGGCCAAUCUCGAGAAGAUUACAUCUAUAGUUUCCAGUUCAAAGCUUUUCACUUUUACCUGACAAGAGCCCUGCAGUUUCUGAGAAGCCCUUGUGAGGAUACAUACAAAAAUGUAGUGUAUGCUACAAGCCAGGGUACUUCAUUUCUGUUUGGAGGACUAAACCAAGCCAGAUUUGGUCGUUUCACCUUGGCAUAUUCAGCCAAACCUCAAACUGUUAAUGACCAGGAGAGCCUGCUAACUAUCAACACAUGCUUUGGCAUUUCCAUUGAUAAAUUUUUAGAUAAAAAAAGUAAAGGAAUCGUUUUAAUACCACUGAAUGAGGUCUUUCAUGUGACACAGGAAGAAGUUGGCAAUAACUUUAUUCUUCAAAGCACAAACAAGACUUGCAGCCAUUAUGAGUGUGCAUUUCUAGGCGGACUAAAAAGUGAAAAUUGUGUUGAGAACAUAGUGUAUUUUCAACCCGUCUAUGUCUACAGCUCUGCUGAGAAAAACCAGAAGCUUGAAGACCCUGGGAUGGAAAGCCAGGAGCCUACUGUGUUCUCUGGUUUGAAAAAUCGUGAACCCACCAAAACACCUGGAAUGAAAAGUCCACAUCCUGUUUCAUUACCUGGAAUGAAAGUCUUACAGAUGGAUGAAAAACCUGAAGUCAAAAGUCAUGGGGAUAUCCACAGACCUACUCCAGGCCCAUUUCCAGUUCCAGGUCCCAAAAUCCAUUCCUCUGCAUCCUCUGGUGAAAUGCUCCUUCCACGGUUUGGGACAGUCAUCACUUUAAUCUAUGCUUCUGCUGUCAAGUUCUUUGUUGCUCUCUAG
Molecule: messenger RNA, 1176 nt
Organism: Chrysochloris asiatica (Cape golden mole)
Lineage: Eukaryota; Metazoa; Chordata; Mammalia; Afrosoricida; Chrysochloridae
Gene: ART3
Product: ADP-ribosyltransferase 3
Exons: 11
Coding region: 1-1176 (391 amino acids)
Molecular function (GO): NAD+-protein-arginine ADP-ribosyltransferase activity; NAD+ poly-ADP-ribosyltransferase activity
Source: RefSeq, a predicted model, not a curated record